Molecule: messenger RNA, 7531 nt
Organism: Parasteatoda tepidariorum (common house spider)
Lineage: Eukaryota; Metazoa; Arthropoda; Arachnida; Araneae; Theridiidae
Product: endoplasmic reticulum transmembrane helix translocase
Biological process (GO): transmembrane transport; intracellular calcium ion homeostasis
Cellular component (GO): endoplasmic reticulum membrane
Molecular function (GO): ATPase-coupled monoatomic cation transmembrane transporter activity; P-type ion transporter activity; ATP hydrolysis activity
Source: RefSeq, a predicted model, not a curated record
AUAAAAGCUAUAAACUAAUAACAAAUCAGUCUACAAACAUUUACAAACUGUCAUACAAACCUUUAAAGGUUUUGUUGAUGUGUUUUUAAGAUGGCGAAGACAUAUGGAAUCGAUGAUUUAGUUGAUAAUGUCACUUUGUAUAGCUCAAGAUCACUUAUUUUACAUGGAUACAUACUUCCUUUCAUCAUUCUGUAUUUCUUAUGGUUUUAUAUGUUCGUUUUUCAGUAUGGUGUUUCGGAGUAUUAUGAAGCCGGCUUGAUAAUUUUGGCAGUGAUAGGUUUUAUUCAAAUUUUAACUUGUCUAUUUUGCCAUUGGUCGGUUCACAUUCGAUGUUUAUUGUCGUGUAACAGAGCUGCUGAUGUGUCUACUGCUUGUUAUGUUAAAGUUAUUCCCGCACCUAAUAAUGGGUCACCUGAAUUGGUCCGUCUUCAUUUAUCAAUUGAUGAUCGGGGCUCUAAAGCAUGGUUUAGAUUUCAGAAGACAAAAUAUGUAUAUAACUUUGAAAAAAAAUGUUUUGAAGGUUUAUCAUUUCCAAUUAAUUUACCUUUGAAGCACUAUCAGGAAUGUAAAGGCUUUGCAGAUGAACAGGAGUUAAAAUUUUCUGAAAAGGAAUUUGGCAAAAAUGAGCUUGAAAUGGUGGUACCAGAAUUUAUGGAAUUGUUUAAAGAGCGAGCUACUGCCCCUUUUUUUGUGUUUCAAGUUUUCUGUGUCGCACUUUGGUGUUUGGAUGAAUACUGGUAUUAUAGUGUCUUUACUCUUGCAAUGCUUAUUGCCUUUGAAGGUACUCUUGUCCAGCAGCAGUUGAGAAAUUUGUCAGAAAUACGGAAAAUGGGAAACAAACCGUAUGGUCUUCAGGUAUAUCGUAACAGAAAGUGGAGGCCUAUACCGAGUUCAGAAUUAGUUCCUGGUGAUAUUGUGUCAAUUGGUAGAUCUCAACAGGAUAACCUUGUUCCUUGUGAUUUGUUGUUAUUACGAGGACCUUGCAUUGUAGAUGAAUCUAUGUUAACUGGAGAGUCUGUGCCACAAAUGAAAGAACCUAUUGAAGAGCUAAAUUCUUCAGAUUUGUUAGAUUUAGAUCAACAUGGACGUUUGCACAUAUUAUUUGGAGGGACUAAAAUUUUGCAACAUACUCCUCCUGGCAAAACUAGUCCUGGUCUCAAAGCUACUGAUAAUGGAUGCAUAGCGUAUGUGUUGAGGACUGGCUUUAAUACAUCUCAGGGCAAGCUUUUGAGAACUAUCCUGUUUGGAGUAAAAAGGGUCACAGCAAAUAACUUAGAAUCCUUCUGUUUUAUUUUAUUUCUAUUGAUAUUUGCCAUUGCAGCAUCAUCCUAUGUAUGGAUUAAAGGAACUGAAGACCCGAAACGAAGCCGCUACAAGUUAUUUUUGGAAUGUGUUUUGAUACUAACAUCAGUUGUACCACCAGAACUACCUAUAGAACUUUCAUUAGCAGUUAAUACAUCACUCUUGGCUUUAUCUAAAUUGUAUGUUUAUUGCACUGAACCAUUUCGAAUACCAUUUGCUGGAAAAGUGGAAAUAUGCUGUUUUGAUAAAACUGGGACUCUUACAAGUGAUAGCCUGGUUGUUGAAGGUGUUGCUGGAAUUAAUGGUCAGCAUAAAGUUUGUUCUAUAGCUGAUAUUCCUCCUGAAACUACUCAAGUCCUUGCAACAUGUCAUUCUUUAACACAGUUGGAAGAUGGCAUUGUUGGUGAUCCAUUAGAAAAAGCCACUCUAACUGCUGUGGACUGGAAUCUUACUAAAGGGGAAGCUGUAGUUCCUCGAAGAGGUAAAAUGUCUGGCUUAAAGAUUUUUCAUCGUUACCAUUUCUCCAGUGCUUUGCGUCGAAUGUCUGUGAUAGCUGGUUACAAUCCUGCAGGCUCUUCAGAUACUUCAUACAUUGCUGCUGUCAAAGGGGCUCCUGAAAUUUUAAAAUCAAUGUUUCGAAAUGUACCAUCUGAAUAUGAUCAAAUUUAUACUGAAAUGUCAAGACGUGGGGCUAGAGUUUUAGCGUUAGGUCGCAGAGAAUUAGGAAUUCUGUCUCACCAAGAAGUUCGUGUAAUGACUAGAGAAGAGUUAGAAAAAGAUCUGGAUUUUGUUGGUUUUGUUAUUAUUUCUUGUCCAUUAAAACCUGAUUCAAAGGCAAUUAUAAAAGAGAUUCAAGCUGCUAGUCACCAUGUUGUAAUGAUUACUGGUGAUGCUCCACUUACUGCAUGCCAUGUUGCAAGAGAACUUAAUUUCACAAGUUACAACCAUACACUUGUUCUAACCCCUUCUCAGAAAUUAGAAAAUGAAUGGAAUUGGGUUUCAAUUGAUGAAAGUGUAACAAUACCAGAAAUUCCAGAAAAAGGAGCUGAACAUCUGUACACAAAUUAUGAUCUAUGUGUCACUGGCGAGGGAUUAAUGCGUCUUUCAAGUGUGAACUAUGAUUUUCUGAAAUCCAUUAUUCCCCAUGUGAAAAUAUAUGCCAGAGUUGCUCCAAAACAAAAGGAAAAUAUAAUAACAGAAAUGAAAAGCCUGGGUUAUGUGACAUUGAUGUGUGGUGAUGGAACAAAUGAUGUUGGUGCUCUUAAACAUGCUCAAGUUGGUGUUGCUAUUUUAUCUGGUGCACCAGAGAGACCUCACCAAAAACGGAGAAAGAAGGACGAAGAUGGUGUAGACAAUAAAGCUAAGAAAACUGACAGUAUAGAAAAUAAUGCUAUUUCUAAGUUAGAAGCUAUGGCAUCCAAAGGAAAAGUGUCUAAACGAUCUGAUAAUAAAAAUAAAGCACGCAAAGAAGAUAAUUUAACAGAAGCUCAGAAAAGACUUCACAAACUUCUAAAAGAAAUGGAAGAGGAGGAACCUCCCCAAAUCGUCAAACUGGGAGAUGCUAGCAUAGCGGCACCUUUCACAUCUAAAAUGUCUUCAAUCCAAUGCAUUUGCCAUGUGAUAAAGCAGGGACGAUGCACCCUUGUUACUACAUUACAGAUGUUUAAAAUAUUAGCACUGAAUGCCUUAAUUCUUGCUUAUUGCCAGAGUGUUCUCUAUCUGGAUGGCAUAAAAUUUAGUGAUACUCAGGCUACGCUGCAGGGACUACUCCUAGCUGGUUGCUUCUUAUUUAUAUCCAGGUCAAAGCCUCUAACGACAUUAUCAAGGGAGCGCCCAUUGCCCAACAUAUUUAAUUUUUACACAAUUUUAACAGUGCUUCUCCAAUUCAGUGUCCAUUUUAGCAGCUUAGUUUAUUUAGUACAAGAAGCCACAUCAAGAAUGCCACCCAGAGCUGAGGCCUUUGCUGACUUAGAGGCUGAAUUCAAACCAUCUCUUCUGAAUAGCACAGUUUACAUAAUCUCUAUGGCUCUGCAAAUAUCCACAUUUGCUGUCAACUACAGGGGUCACCCAUUUAUGGAAAGUCUGACAGAAAACAAGCCACUCAUGUAUAGUAUUUUAAUAUCAGGCACAGCAAUACUGAUGCUUGUAACAGGCCUCUCACCAGAACUAGCUGGCAUAUUUUCCAUUGUAGACUUUGAACCAGAAUUCCAAAAAGUGGUACUUCUUACUUUGUUCUCAGACUUCUUCUUUGCUUUCCUUGUGGAUCGGAUCUGUUUACUAUUAUUUGGCCGAGGAAAACUCAGAGUACUUUGAUAUGAACUUAAUAUUUAGACUUGUUUUUCAAAUGUCUUUAAUGUAAAUUAAUAUCAUUAUCUUUAUUGUGCAUGUAGCCUGUCAUUGGGUGAAAACUAAAGAAAUUAAAUGUGUCCCAAAAAUUUUUAUGCAUUAAUUUAUUUAAAAAUAUUUGAUUUUCAUGCAUGAAAGUAGAUGAAAUAUAUAAUAUUAAAAUGUGGAAAAAUUUGUUAGCUUUUUAAAUUAUUAACACAGAGUAGGGUUAUUGAUAAUGUUUUCAAAUAUGUCAUCUAAAGAAAUGAAUUAUCUUCAACUUGCAUUUAUGUAAAGAAUCAUAAAAUUUCUUUUAAACUUGUUAUUUGCAUGGAAUUAUAAAGGUUGUUCAGAUUACAAGUAAACACAUGUAAUAGCAUUAGAAAUGUUAGUAGUGCUAUCAUUCAAAGUUAUAAAGAAAGGUAAAAGGAGUGCAUCACAGACUGUUUAGAAUUGUUUUCUGAAAUCACAUGAGAGCAUAUAAAGUGAAUGUAAAGUUAAGACCGAAAGGAUGCAUCUAGAACAGAAUAAGAUGAAGUAAUGUGAUUUUUGGUGGUAUAAGAGGAUUAUACAAUUCUUUUACUCAUUACUAACAAAGUGCUGGACUGAUGUCCUUAUUCAUAACUCUUAUUCAUAAUCAAUAGCUGCAUUAUAUGUGGAUUGGAGAUCACAGUGUUCAAGUACUUUAGAUCUUGACUGUUCUGUUUUUAAAAAUGUAUACCCCAUUAUUUUCAUACCCCUAUGUUUGCUUUAAGCAUCGAUUAUUAGACAAUAAAUUUCUGUAUUUUGAUGACCUUUACAAAUAAUUCUACUGCUUGUUCUGUUCUGGAGGUAUCCAUUUUGCCACAACAUUAUAUUCACCUCACAUAAACUGGUUAAUUAUUAGUAAUACCCAAUCUGCAAUCCAUUCUUGUUACAUCCUGCCUCGAUAUUUCUGAUGCUAUUGAUGAUGCCAGUUUUCAUUUAAGCAACCCUUAUACUUUGAUCUUUGUAAAUUUUAUUUCAAUGGCUAUUGUGUAUUCUAUACUGUACAGGAAGAUUAUUUGCAUGUCUAACUGACCAUUUUCACUUUAUAAAUUCUGAAUAUUUUUUCUUGGGCUUUCAAAGCACUUGUUACUCAUUAAAUGCAUUCCCUAUCUAUACUUUAUUUAUUUAUUUGAUGUUAUUUUUCACUUGUUUGCAAAGCUUUGCACUUAAUACUUUAAUUUAUAACUUCCCUGAAAAUUUUCAAGUAUACUAGCUGGUAAAUAUGCAAAACCUUCAGCUAUUAAGGUUUGCAAAAAUAAGUGAGCUCUUGUGAAAAGAAAUAAUAAAAAUAUAAAAGAUAAUAAUACUUUGUAAGAAUUAGAAGACAAGCUAAUUCUUUAUUCCUAAAAUAUGUUUUUUUUUCUCUUGAUGUUAUUCACUUCCCAUUUAAUUAGCAGAGAAUUCAUACUGAUCGUAACCAUACUGUCUUAUCAUGACUUGACAUGUUUUAACUGAAUGACUUCAUCUUUGUCCUUCUCUCAGACCGACUAAAUACAUGCUAAGCUAGAAAACUUGUUCUGUUUUAUCUGUUAAGUAUGUGUUGCUUGUUAUAUGUGAUUGAGGAUCAUUUGUAAACAAUUAAUAUGAAAGCUUCUUCGAAGUAAAUCCUGAAUUAUUCUGUCAAAAAUAAUACAAUUGCACAAUUUCUUGAGUUGUAAAAUUGAUCAAUAUAACAUUGAACAAUUUCCUAAGCUCCUAAUUGUUAAAUAUAACAAUCAAAAUAUGCACUUGCUUAAUUUCACAUUUUUUCUUCUUCUAAUUUUUCAAUUAAGAUCUUAACAGAGUAACAAUUAGAAGUAAAAGAAUUAAGUUGUUAACUUUGCUCUUUUAUAGGCACCAACAUUGUGUGAAAUAACUAGGUACCAAAAUUUGAAUUGAUUUUGCAAAUAUUUUAGAAGAAGAAAAAAGGAUUAACAAUUAGGGAUAAAAUGAAUUGUUAAUAAUGAAAACUGUAUUAAUCUAAUAUUUAUAAACAUGCAGUGUUCAUUACUGAAUAUUAGCAGCAGCAUAAAAUAUGCUGAUGCUAGUGUUCAGUUAUGAACGCUGCAUUAUUUUCUGAGUUUUAGAAGUGUUUUAAUUUAUAAUAAUUUCAUAAAUUUUAAUAAUUAUCAGAAUUUGUGCUUGUUUCUUAAUUUUCAUAAAUUAGAUUUUUAUUUAAAAUGAAGAUAAAGAAAUGUUUGGAAUAGAAAUUAUAUUUAUUUGAAUAUUUCAUUGCAUUCUUACUUGACGAUUGAGUGAUAAAUUUUUUUUUAAAUUUCAUUUUGUCUGUGAUGGAUAUUCUGUGUAUAUUUUUAGUCUUAUCUUACCUUAUUUAUUUGAAUUUCAUUCUAUGGUUUAUUAAUACCAUGCUUUUUGAACUCCUGGUUAAAAUUGUACUGAGAUAUGUCUGCUAUGUGCUACUUUCCCAUCAAAUAACAUAAAGAAAACCUGCCUUUCUGAUGCAGGAAAAACUUAAAAGUUCCUUAAAAACUUAAUCUAAUGCUUAGAUAAUUCAACUUGGUAAAUGUCUGAGUAAUUUGCAUGGAAUUUUUUUCGUUAUGCACCAUUUUCUUGUUAAAUACCAACUAAAAAAAUAGAUAUGUAUUAAAGUAAAGUAAAUAUUAAAUUUCAAAAUAUUCUAAAGUUAAUAAUAAAGCAGUGAUUGCCAAAUUAAUUGUGAGCUACUGGAAGCUCACGGUGACAUUUUCGACAGAUCGUGGUAAUUCUCUGGUUGGCUAACAUGGUUUUAUCCUGCUGAUAAACCAAAUGUAUGAUUUUUUUGUUGAAAAAAAUUAGUUCUUUUCUUUGGUAGCUCACAGUUAAAUUAAAAAAACAGCAUGGUAGCUCAGAAGUUACAUAAGUUUCGUGAUCACUUUAAUAAAGUAAUCCUAAGCUGUGCUCAAAGAGUUAAAUUUUAUAGAAGAAGAAAAAAGCUCCCAAAAUCCUACUGUUGUAAAAAUUGUACUAGACUUACUAUGAAGGGGUAAUCUUUGUUGCAAAAGCAGAAAAUUGGCUAUUUUAUAAUUGUUAUAUUGCUUCGAUGUUGCAUUAAAAAUAUUUUGUUAGAUUAAAAAUAUUUUGUUUCAUUAAGCUCAAACUACAGUAAUAUUAUUGCUUAGGAACAAAACUGCUUUGAAAAUGCCAAAUUAUUGCUCUGAAUUGCUCAAAACCAAUGAAAAUUGCUGCAGCAAAACAGGCAAUCAUAUCUCUGAAAUUGUAAAUUGUUUUUGUAAAUGUAAUAUCAUAUUAUAAUAUAAUAAAAAACAUAUUUUUGUUCAUUAAUAGGAAAAUAAUUUAUUUAAAAUACAUUUAUAUUUUAUUCAAUGUAAAAUAUAUUUAUAUUGAAUAUAAUUUUUAAUUCUUUCAUAAAAUUUAUUUAUUUUUUCAUUUAUUUAUUUUUAAAUUGUGGUAAGUGGGCAUCCUUACCAUUCACAUGCAUAUUUAUAUUUCAAAUGCACCAGAAAAAUUUGUUUGCAACCAAAAUUAAACAACUGAAAUUUCUUUCUAAAAUGUUUGUAUUUCUGUUAACUCAAAUGAGAUUGUUGUGUGAUAUGCAUAUGGCAAUAGUGGAAUUUUCAGUAUCAACUUUCACUAUCUUGUUCUUUUUAUUUUCAGUAGUUUAUGAUUGAUUUGCUUUCAGUAUCAAUAGAUCUGCCUAAAAUGCAAAAAUAUUUUUUUCCCCAAGAAUUGUGUUUUAAUAUUUCUAUUCACAGAAAAUGGUGCUGUAUCUUCACUGUAAUGUGAAACUUAGCAAUCUUCAAAUGUAGUUACAAAAAUCUUAUUAAUUAUUGUAAUAUUUGAUGUAUCAUAUUGUAUUGGAAACAAAUUAAGUUACUGCUUUGCUUCUUCAUAAUUAACACUGUAAAAUAUUCACGAAUAAAAAUGUUUUUUUUUUUAA